ACCCAUUUACCGCCUUUGACCCGAAUCUCCUAAACAUCAAUCAAGUCAUCAUCAAUACGUGUGCCCUUCACCGUUACACACGUGGCCCUCGACUAUUCGCUCAGACCAGUAAUCGCGUACCAGCACCGGCAAAUUUCACGAAUUUUCGCCACGUAAACCCUAAGAUAUUUCGAGCCAAGAGAAAAAAGAUAAUUUCGGAUAACACACGUGUCGCCUAGCGCUUUACCCACUUCGAGAUGCUUACGUGUCCAUGUCCUCGAUUCGAUAAAUAUCGUCGUGGUGGCUGUCAGCCAGUCACGGCGUCACACGUGCCCCCGUUUCUUGCGCAGGCAGUUAAUCAUGGAGUCCUGGUCUCACACGUGUCCCACGAAAAAAUGGAAUGUUUCUGGAGAUGGCCUCGUUAUAACACAGACGGAACCCCGGCCGAGCGCUAUCCAUACCCGACGAAAAAUGAGCAGUCAACGCCGGAGGGUUGACCAGGCCGGAGAUUCUUCAUCCUCCGACGCGGAAAACCCGGGGAUUCUCGACGAGAGGUUGCUUUUCCUUGUGUUUGGUUCGAUGAGGUGGGAUAUUCACGCGCUGUGCCAGACGGCGUCGGUGAACACGAAACUGCGAGCCCUAGCGAAGCGGCUGCUAUGGCGGGAGCUCUGCGUGUACCGCGCGCCGCGGAUGAUAGCGUCAUUGACGAACGGCGCGCCGAACGGGCGGAUCGGCGGGGGGUGGCAAGCGAUGGCGAAGCUGCUGUUUUACUGCUGCGGGUGCCAGUCGAGCCGGCAUUUCGGGCUGGGCCGGCCGUCGCCGGGGCACUUCGCGAGGGAGACUCGGUUCUCGAAGACGUCGGGGCGGAGCUUUUUGGUGAGCAAGUGUAGAGGCGAUGUUCUGUACGUGAGCGACCCGUGCGAACACCCGUCGGGGGACCGAGAGGACGAUUUGGGGAUCUACAGAGGGGUAUUUGGGGGAUUCAUGAAGUCGAGAACUAGGGCGUGUCUGAUCCGAAGACAGGUAGGGCUUGAAGAGCGAGUGAAGUGCCCUUACUGCGGCGCCAGAGUGUGGAGCAUGACGGCGGCGCGUCUUAUCCCUAAGAGCGCCGCUCGCCGCCUCGGCUCGCUCGACGGCGGGUCGGAAUACUUCGUGUGUGUCAACGGCCACUUACACGGUGCUUGUUGGCUGGUGCCUCUGUCGGACGACGACGGCGGCGGCGAAGAAGACGAAGAGGGCGGCGCCGAUGACGGAGACGAAGAAGAGGACGCGAUUGAUCGGAAUGCGGGUAAUCCAAUUGCAAAUGGAUCUCACUAAAAACUACCGGAUAAUGUAAUGUUGUGUUAUGGAAUUGACCCUUUGUUAAUACAAGAAUUCAGUUUUUGUU
Molecule: messenger RNA, 1366 nt
Organism: Ipomoea nil (Japanese morning glory)
Lineage: Eukaryota; Viridiplantae; Streptophyta; Magnoliopsida; Solanales; Convolvulaceae
Product: EID1-like F-box protein 3
Exons: 1
Coding region: 340-1296 (318 amino acids)
Source: RefSeq, a predicted model, not a curated record